Molecule: messenger RNA, 520 nt
Organism: Rotaria sp. Silwood2
Lineage: Eukaryota; Metazoa; Rotifera; Eurotatoria; Philodinida; Philodinidae
Source: the annotation of a GenBank genome assembly
AUGAGAAUUGCUGUAGUAAUUUCGGGAUGUGGUUCUCUUGAUGGAGCUGAAAUUUUUGAAACAGUAUUUACAUUGCUUGAGCUAGAUAGAAAUAAUGUAGAAGCUAAAAUUUUUGCCCCAAAUCAAAAACAACAUUAUGUUAUCAAUCAUUUGACUAAAAAAGAAGUUGCUGAGGAGCGUAAUAUCCUUGUUGAAUCUGCGCGUAUUGCUCGUGGAGAAAUUCAACCAUUAAAUGAAUUGCAAGUAAAACAAGUAAAAGAUUUUGAUGCCUUAAUAUUGCCUGGAGGAUUUGGAGCAGCCGCAAAUUUGUCUGAUGUAGCGUUUAACAAUGAAAAUGCUACAGUAAUCGAGGAUUUAAAAAAGAUAAUUAUGCAUUUCAAUGAUUUUACUGACUAGUUUACUAAUUCCUGUGUGUAUUUGAGUUAAUGGCAUGUCUAGCAUAAAAGCAGGAGUAGUAACUAGCUUAUUUUCCUUAUCUAUAACUAUAUCAUUAGCUGGGCAAAUUUCUUCUAAUGCGCCU